UCAUGUUUCGUUUCCGGUCCCUGUGUUGGACGUUGGUCGGAUGCGAGAAUGAGUUAUCGGCCGAACCAAGGUUUAUAUCGCACGUUAGAUUUGGUAACACCCGCCACAAGAGUAUGGGGUAUUCUGACCGCGAUAGUGUAUUGGGGAAUUGGCGCUGAUCUCGCCUUUCACGGCUUCGAUCUCGGCAUCUACAUUUUAAUAUCCGCCGUUCUCAUCACGCUCUUAGAAACGGCCUUUGCUGUCGAUCUGUUUCUCGAAGUGUGCGUAAGGGAAGAGAGAGGCUGCUGUUUUCGCCUCUGGAGAGGCAUUCGAUGGGUCGACUUAUGGCGAAAGAGCAUCCUGUACACCGGCAUGUCCGCCUUGUGUUUCUGGUAUCCGUGCAAUGUGUGGCUCGCCAUCCUCGCAGGUGUUAUGACACUAGUAUUGUGCGUUUUGUACCUCAUCCUAACCUACAAGAACCACCUUGAGGUGAAAGAAGCUCUACUAGCCGACAAGGAAGCUUCAUACGACAGGUUUGAAGACUUUCAAGAAGAAGUCGACGUCGACGACACUCUCCCAGAACCGGACGUAGGCACGGUGGGUGACCAGGACCGCAUCUUGCAAGUGUGAUCACCAUUUGGGUGGCAGCAGGCAGCACUAGGACAGUCGUAAACAAAAUGUGCCUAAGCAAGGAUGGGCCCCCCCGUCAAGACAGCAUCCCACGUCCAGACAUGUCGUGGCAGAGACCCGAGGAAAGCGGCUUCUCUCCUGCCGAGAGAGCAGGGACACCACACCGUCUUUUAUCGCACUCAAAGAGUUUCAACUGCAGUUGUGCGUGGGCUGGAAUCUCCUGUGCUCUGACCUCGCUGAGAACAGCCUCCAGCGGUAUUAGCGCUGCAUAAAAGCGUGCCGCUGUACUUUUGUAGAGUAGCGGUCUCUCAUCUUAAGGUCGUGCAGCUGUUGCUGGCACUGUAUUUAGAGCCCACGUCUCUUGCCUAGAUUGUUUUUUUCGGUUGUUCCUUUGGUAGAGAAUUACGAGCACUUUGGGAGUUUGCACUGCCUCUUGUGGAUUUAUUUCUCUUUUUUUUUUUUUAGACUGAAUUUGAGGAUAGUUUGCAUACAUGGUUCAUGGUGCAGUUUGAAGUAUUAUAAUUUUUGCAAGUAAUUAACCUGCCAAGUUUUUUUUUUAUUGUUGUUUACACGUUUUGUGAUACAACAGUUAAGGUUAUUUCUUUUUUGUUCAGUAGCCUAGCUACCCUUUAUGUACUUAGAUGGUUGAUACAGAAAUAAUGAGGCUCUAAAAAAAGUUUUCAAUGUUGAAGGUGAAGCGUAUAUAUCACAAAACGUUACUGUCAUGUCAUUUGGAUGAUUCCGACCGUACGCUGUGCAGAGUAUAAAAUGCAGAGCUCAAAGAACGAAGCUGCGGUCUUGAAAAGUUGCAUCAUGUGCAACAAGUCCAAAAGAAGAUAUGUGUGAUAGUUGUAAGUCUAGUAGUAAUUUGAAGGAACCUGUCGUUCCAAUUUACUGUUGCGAACAAUGUAGUGAUAUGUGAUCAUUUGAUAGUUAAAAAAACAUUUUCUUGGACCUUCUCCAUGUGAAGCAAUCUUAUUAUCAAUGUUUAGGUUGACGACAGAAUACUAGACACGCAAUGUGAUAGCAAGAAUGUAGAGCCUGGUGGCCAACCUGUUUAUUUGUUGUGAAUCGGGUUAUUGGAGUAGAGUGUUAUCUCACAAGCUGAUACACUUGGGUGUGGUGGGUUAUAAAGAUUAGCGCCGGAUGUACAGGCUGUAUUCUUUUUAUUUAUCAAAUGUUUCAAGUGAUGGCCUUUUCGGUGGGUGAUUUUAAUGAACUGGGCUAGAUCUGUGUGUGCUUUGAAGAUUAUAGGCUUCCCUGCAAUAGGGCUUCCCUCUUCUUCGUGCAUGGUGUGUAAUGUUAACUGCACUAAGUCCAAAAAAUUAAUCUCGUAUUGGGGCUGUGAGAACUGACAGUCUCGUUCAUAUAUUUUGUAGCUUUUAGGCAUCUGCAUUUAACUCUCGCAUACAUGCUGGCGUGAAACUCCAAUUUCUCAUCCCAUUUGGGUAUUUGAAAUAUGGGCCUUGUAACAAGGUUUCAGCUUUUUAUACAGAGCCAGUCAGUCUUUCUUUGUUGUAUUCUAUGGCUCUCAAGGCAGCUUUCAGGGUUUUUACAAGUGUGCUAUUCUUGCUUUUUCUGCUCCCGGUGAAUGAAUGUGCCUUUAAGAGUGUUAAAAUUGGCAGCUGUACCAAAAAUAUGAGUGGAUUCAUGUCAUCAGAGCUGUUGCAUAUUGACACAUGUUUUAGAGGGAAGAGAGUAGGUAGUGGUUUGAGCCCCUUUUGGGUUUGCACACUAGUAGACGAAAUGUUCCUGACAAAGGUUAUCAUAGGGUCCGUCCUGAUUGUACUUAGAUCUGUACAUAAGGUGUGUGCUACGUGUGCGGGGAAAAAAAAUCUCAUAUAUUCAAGUAUAUGCUAUUAUCUCAGUCUCUCCUUUUUCUUUUCUUGUAACUGCCUAGAAACAACUUGCUCCUCAGCUAUUGCCAAGAUGGUUCUCAUUGUGCUAGUUCAUCUUCAACAUAUUUCUAUAUGUAUAACUUCAUAUUAGAUCUGCACUAAACAGGACUUGAGACCUGUAUUGAUAAUCUUUUUUUUAUGUACAGCAAACUUUUUAUGUUUGACUUAUCUUCAAACUUGUGAAUCUGAUUGACAUUCUUGGAAGCAAUUCAGUUUAUUGUUGCCAUAGCCUUUCUGACCAAACUCCUCUAUUUGUCGGAUCGUCAGUUUCGGCCAUUUGCCAGCUUCGGUGAAGGCCGUUGUGGCUAUAAAAUCUCAAUAACAGUGCUAGCUAGCUUUACUUUUUGUUUAGCUUUUCCUGUCAGAAAGCAUUUUUUAAAGGAAAGCAUUUCUUGCUCCAUAGAGUCUUUAUUUUUUUAUUUCAAUUUUCAAUGGCUUUAGGACAUGAGCAUGGCAGUGCAAAACAGAAAAGAUGUAACUGUAAGGUCAGAUUCUUGAACUGGUAUGUGAGAGCGAUGGAGACAAGAUGACCGCAGUUACAGCGUGCAUUGUUUAUAAUGGACGAGUGGUCCAGUCUUAAGACCACCAUGGGCGAGUCAGUACCAGUACCUCCAGGAUUCACGUCCGGAAUAAUUUCUAAUGGUAUUGCCGAAUAUGGUUCCCAUUUAUGGUUAGUUCCAUUGCUAUGAGCUGUGUAAGGAGUUCUAUUAAACUCCCAGCACAGGACAGUGACACCUGUGCAGAGAUGGGUGGACCACCCAAUAGGCAAAAUAGACAACUGUCUAUACUCUGCGACAACUUUUCUUGGCAAUGCAGUGGAAGGUAGAGGCCCGCAUCCCCUCUCCCAUUUUGAGUGUGCGCGGGCUCUCCUCCUCUCCCCGGAAAUGGGGGAGGAGGAGAGCCUGCGUACACUCAAAAUGGGAGAGGGGACGCGGGCCUCUACCUUUCACUGCAUUGCCAAGAAAAGUUGUCGCAGAGUAUAGGGCAGCAGGGAAGGGGAAAGGCACUUUGGUUCUUCCAACACCAGCUGUCAUUAUGUAUUGUGAACACGUGCAUUGGCGUAGAGAUUUCGGUACCCGUUGUAUCGUGCUAUCCUGAUGGAGCAGUCCCAUCCCUCCGGCUCUCUUUAUAACUACAGUUGGGGAUGUCAGAAAUAAAUUGAGAACCAGGAUUGAGUGGCACCAGGGAAACUCCCCAAGGCUGCAUAAUGCUAAGGCUGCCUCUGAGAAUACUGGGCAGAAAAAGGCUACUACAUGGCAGAAGCAAAGCGUGUUCUUGCUCGAUUGUGCUCGCGUCUAAAAAAGCUUUUAAUUUUUUAGAAUUUCUUUUUAAAGUAUAUUUACAAUAACUUUAUUGUUCCAUUACCAAGAAGCAGUGACUGCAAUCUCUUGGGUGUGUUCUCAAUCCGUAGCACGGCCAGUGUCCUCGGACCUCCGUUAAAGUAAAACACUCCUAGGCGGAUUUGAAAAUUGCAUUAUUUUUGGAUUCACAUCACACCCCAGUUGCUUAGGGAAGAAAGCUGACAAAAAUAAGUUCUGUCGGGAUGUUAUUUGCGACCCCUGUUCACAAAACGGGGGUUGUUGUAAAGCUUAGUAAAUUUUGUCGCAAAAACUUACUUGAGCUUUGUACUUCAAUAGUCGUGCUCCGUCCAAGUUCCCAUCUAAAGGGUGGGCGUGAAUCGGGGCGAAAAUUGAUUCAUCCUUUCCAUCUGGCAUGUGUUUGUUCGUUGUUGACAUGCCAGACUUCCAAAACUCCUAUCGAGUCCACCGUUUUGUGCUGUUACUACAAUUCAUUAAAGCUACUAUGCAACAUAGGCCACCAGCCGCAUAAUGUUACCACAUCUGCCCGACAAGCACUUCAAAUGUUUUUGUCAAAAUUUAAUAAGCUGUGGUCGACUACAGAUAGCAGAUGCAAAUUGCCACUUGCCAUUCUCUCUUGACUUAAGUGAAAACUCCUAGCAAAGGCCUGUGCUUUGGCAGUUUAUUGCACAAGCACUCAUGUCGUAGUCAAACGAGUAUUCAUAGUCUUUGCUCUGUUGUAAAAUGGCUAUUAAGUAAAAUUGUGAUCUAGUUUAUUAUGCUUAACCUUGGAGCUCUGUUUAUGUGUGGGAAAACUUGCAGCUUAUGUUUGUGUUCUCUUUGUGGAAUUUCAUAGCUUUAUCCUUACUAUGGUUGAAAGAUUUUGGAGUAGUGCUUGGUUCAAGUAGUUAUAUAAAUGUAUGCUUUGGAAGUUAUUUGUAAGCCUAGCUUUUUGGCUGUGGUGCACAUAGUAGGGCGCUGCAUUUUUUUAUGCCACUAUAAUAAACACUCAGAUUUCCUUAACUUUUACUCGGCAAGAUGACGACCAUCAUCUUUCUUGUCCCGCAGUUCUGAUCCGUUCUUUGUUUAGUUCUUUUUUUCCCCCCUAUAUUCAAUCUUUUCCCUGUAAGGAGUCAUUAAAGUGCCAUUGACAAGGUGUUUACGCAUGCCUAGAUUUUCACAGAAACGCAGCCUAUGAGGGCUCUACAUUCGAGACAAAAUAUUUGGAAACUUGAAGCUAAGUAUUUUUUUGCACGAAAACCGCCGAUUGAGAGCCGGCCGCUCGGUGUCUUUGAGCGUGGUUAUUGUAUGAAGUCUUUGAAAACUGGAAAAAAAUUUAAGAUGAAACGCUAAGCAUCUAGCGAACAAAGGUGUCGCUACAUAUGCUCUCCCAAAAUGUGACAAUGCUGUGAUUAUUGAAAAUAUAAUAAAUAAAGAUAGGUUUGUUCUCAUCUCAUGAAAAUCUUUGGAGACAGAACUUCGAAAGGAGCCAAUGCUUCGACCGCAUUGAAUAAGGACUUCGGAAAACCAAAUUCAUGGCUAAGAAUAAACUAAAAAAGUACCCUACAAUUUUAGAGCGCAGCUCUUAGGCGCCCAUUUCCGGCUGGAGCGGCGUCGCCGUCGCCAUCAGCGUAAUUGCGCGGUGCAUUAUGAGAAAUGUCCAACAAUGCAACGCGUGGGACUUGUGACGUCACGAGGGUCCCCCACGGUGCAUUAUGAGACAUUUCUUAUGAUGCAAUGCGCAGGGAGGAGUAGGAUUAGGAAGAGGGGAAGGGGAGGAAGAGGAAGGACAGGUAUACCCUACUCUCAGUACCCUUCCCUCCUCCUCAAGAGCUGCGUUCUUAAUUCGGCAUUACAGGGGGUUGGAAACAUCUUUUUUCUUUCCUUUUUAAUGAAUUUUGAAAGUGCAGUAUGUUGGCUGUAGAUUUAGUCACUAUACUCAUACCUGUGUUGUAUAACUAAAAGUAAAAUCAAUGUCUAAGAGCUUGAGCCGAGCACAGCUUUGUUCUAGGAUGCACUGCAGCAAAAUUGAGAAACCUGAACUCAUAACUUUACGAGUUGCUCCUACUGCGCAAGAGUUUCUGCAACCAAAGUGUGCCCUUGAGCAAGGUGUUUGCGCUCGUAACCUUAGCUGCAGUGCACCUUGAAGUGCAGCUGAGUAUAGCAAAGACCAAAGGAGGCAUGUGGGCUGUAGUUUAGCGUUCCAAUGACCCCGAACUAGCUGUUGCUGCUCUUACGUUGCCUCACCUAUAGUAGUUGCCCGUAGAGUGCAAAAAAACUAGCAAGCACAUGUGGUUUUUGUUUUUUGGUCAUUGAAUGUGUUUAUACGAAUCUGAUUGUCGUGCAUUGAGUCAAGAUUUGACAAGAAUGAUUGGGUAAAAGGAGAGGAUUGGGUGCAUGGGAUUGGCCCUCUCUCGGUUCAAUGCGCUUCGGUCACAUUCAUGUAAAUGUAGCCAUAGUUCUGAAUGUGGAGUGCAAUGUUUAUGAACAUAUAAUCUAGUUAAACAGUUGCUGGAUUGCUUCAAAGCAUGUACUGCACUCUUUUACGCUUGCUGCUUGCAUCAGUUUCUCAUGCUGCAGAUGCGUGGCAUUGGGCAGUUGCCACUAAUUUAAGUUUAAGACUGCAGCAUUAUGCAGGUUUGGGGUUUUCUAUUGGAGAGCACUAAAUGCUCCAAGGCACCAUCUCGUGUUUUGCCUGGACCUGAGGUGCAAUGAGCUGCUGUGACUACUCGUGUGUAUGUGCUUCCUUCCUCACUUGCUCGGCUUCAAUUGUACAUCGGGCAUUCGUGUUCGAGUGCCAAAUUUAGUUUCCCUUGUUUGCAACUUGAAAACUAGAGGCACGUGGAGAUGCCACCGUCUAGAUGUCAUUUCUUCCCAGGGAAAGCUUCUAUCGAUGUGCAUAGGUAACAAAUGAAAAGUGUCGGUUGUUUCUAGGCAGCUAGCAUUGGCAGUGCAACACUGCACAGUCCGCCAUGUGUUCCACCACAAGAUGUCAAAGGUGGGAGGAAAACGGAAAGAAUUGUUCUAACUCAAAGGAAAACCAUGCAUUGUCAUAACUCAAGUGCAAUGUUGUGGAAGAUGCUGGCACGCAUUGCUCUACCCGUUUCAUUUGCACAAGCACUUGUUCUAAUGAAGUCCUAGAUGAUGUUAUGCACUCGUGCCUGCAGCUUUUACGACCAUAGUGAUUGAUCUUGGUAGAACCCUCGAGGCAUUCCGGUUGCUAUUGGUGUAUUGUGAUGGAGAGCGACUCAUAACGUAAAGCGUUGUCUUGUACUUGUGUGCAGAAUUCGUCUUUGGUUUUGUUGCACAUAUCAGAUGACGAGGAGUGGGACUGAGAGACGCAAGACCGCAGAUUUCCUUCUCACGGGUCUUUUCAUCUACCGUAGGCCUUACAUACUGUUUUAUAAAUUAAAAUAAAUGGUGCAGUACUUUGGAUUGUUGUUGCUAGCAGCACAAUACAGAAGAGCAUUCUUUCACUUGUUUUAACGUAAAUGCAAGCAAAGCAAGCGAUACGUGUGCAAACGUCACGUUUUCUGGCAUGUCCUCCAUGCGCACGUGCUUGGGCAGAAAGAAUGUCACUCAAGCCAACAUGCUCACAUCUGUGCAGCUUCGCUCGCACAUCGUAUUUUCUGGUCUACGAGUUGCUAAGUCACACCCCACUAUGAACGAGUGUUCAGAAAAAUUUUGGUGUACAAGCCGCACUUAUAUAUUAGUACGGUUGAUGCGGUGAAACUGCAUUGAAAAGCCCGCCUAUGUCUAUGAUGAUCACAACAUAGCAAGCUAGAGCAAGUUUCAAUAUUGUCAUCAAUAAAUCUAAUGAUAAAAAUAUAGCUCCCGCGAAAAAUUUCUGCAAUUAAUGUCCAUACUUGUAAAAAAAAAUGCAUGCAAGUUGCACCGUUGUACAAGACGCAACGACAAAAAUUUGGGAAAACUGCGACUUAUACACCAGAAAAUACGGUAUGAAUGGCUCUACUUGUUUCAUUCAAUUUUAUUGAUGUACAUGACAGUAUCUUGAGCUAGUCCUUUUGUGUACUUCAGUUUGCUACAAUAGCGUGGGUUGUAUAAAGUACUUUUUGGCUUCUCUUUGUAGGUGCAACACUGUGACUAUAUCUUACAAUACAUUUAAAUGAUCGCACUUAACGUGAAGGUAAUCUAAGCUGGCAGGAAGACCUUGAAAUGGAACUUUCUGGGAGUUUCAGAAUGGCAGCUCCCAGGAAGUACCACCCCCUUAGUGAAACGUCUGCUGCCAUUCUGAGGCUGCCAAGAUGUUCCUUUUCAAGAAAAAAAAAGAUUAGUGUGAUUUCAUUCUAGUUGCUAAUUUUGCUGGUGCUUUUGUUGUACAAUAAAAGUAUAAAUGGAAAAUA
Molecule: messenger RNA, 8169 nt
Organism: Ixodes scapularis (black-legged tick)
Lineage: Eukaryota; Metazoa; Arthropoda; Arachnida; Ixodida; Ixodidae
Exons: 6
Coding region: 49-609 (186 amino acids)
Source: RefSeq, a predicted model, not a curated record